Messenger RNA from Fusarium tjaetaba, 786 nucleotides. RefSeq names its product beta-lactamase. The record is from RefSeq and is a predicted model, not a curated record. Lineage: Eukaryota; Fungi; Ascomycota; Sordariomycetes; Hypocreales; Nectriaceae. The transcript has 2 exons. The coding region runs from base 1 to 786 and encodes 261 amino acids.
AUGUCUGUACUAUUACAGGAUGCUCAGUCCAAGCUUCGUGGUAUUAUCGACGAGUACACGACUGGAGGCACCGAGAGCAAGAUCCCAGGCCUCGUCUACUCCUCGUUCAGAAAUGACGGCGAACCAAUCUUUCAGCAUUACUCUGGCUUGCGGGGGGUCACCUCAGAAAGCCCCAUGUCAGAAGAUACUAUCUUCUUCAUGGCAUCUUUCACCAAAUUGGCAACAUCCGUCGCGUGCAUGCAACUCGUUGAGCAAGGGAAGUUGCGCUUAGAUGAUGCUGAUCAAGUCGAAGCCAUCUGCCCUAAGCUACGGGACGUCAAGGUAUUGACUCGAAGAAAAGACGGCAAACUUGAGCUUGCUGAGAAGGUUAGGAGAAUCACUCUUCGAAUGCUUAUCACUCACACAGCUGGUUUCGGCUAUGCCUUUGAGGAUGAGAAGCUGGCAGAGUUCAGUCGCCCAAUUGGUUUCGAUGACUUCUCUGGAGAAGCAAUUGACACAGCAAAUCUACCUCUGGUGAAUCAGCCUGGUGAGACGUUUCAGUAUGGCGUCUCGAUGGACUGGGUUGGCGUGAUGAUCGAACGAACGUACAACAAGUCACUGGAGGAUGUCUUUAAAGAGCACAUCUUCAGGCCACUGGGCAUGGACCAUGUCACUUUCCAUCCAUCGGCGGAAGAUAAGUCAAACCUGGCUUAUAUGCAUCGCAGAAGCCCAAGUGGCAAGUUGAGUACUACAGAUCACUUUUAUCGACGUCCACUUCUUGCUCAGGAUGGAGAGAAGGUUCCAUGA